Messenger RNA from Aspergillus mulundensis, 3429 nucleotides. Its product is annotated as glycoside hydrolase family 18 protein. Gene Ontology annotation, biological process: carbohydrate metabolic process. The coding region runs from base 1 to 3429 and encodes 1142 amino acids. Gene Ontology annotation, molecular function: hydrolase activity, hydrolyzing O-glycosyl compounds; chitin binding. The record is from RefSeq and is a predicted model, not a curated record. The transcript is spliced from 5 exons. Lineage: Eukaryota; Fungi; Ascomycota; Eurotiomycetes; Eurotiales; Aspergillaceae.
AUGUUGCUAUACUCUUACCACUUCAAUUUAUGCAUUAUUCUCGCAGCUCUGGUCUGUCUUGUCUCCCUCGUCAAUGUGAACGCACAGCAAGACUACUCCUGUUCCCCCGACAGACCAUGUAAGCUAGGGUGCUGCGGGAAGAACAAUGUCUGUGGCAUGGGCCCCUCCUACUGCGCCCCGGAGAACUGCACCUCUACCUGCGACGCAAAAAGCGAGUGUGACCCGGGAUGGGGCUGGCAGUGGAGUGAGCGAUCAAACUGCCCGCUCAAUGUCUGCUGCUCUGAGUACGGCUUUUGCGGUACGACCGAGGACUUCUGCGGCGAUGAGAAAGUGACCAAGCCCAGCUGUCCGGGGGGCACGAGCGCGGGAAAGAAGGUGAUCGGGUAUUACGAGGGGUGGUCGACGAGUAAGAAGUGCAAUGGGCUUAACCCGGAGGACUUGCUGAUAGGGGCGUAUACGCAUCUCAACUAUGCGUUUGCCUUUAUCAAUCCGGAGAGUUAUAGAAUCGCCAAUAUGCAGGACUCAGACGAGGAGUAUAUGCCGCGAUUGACGGCACUGAAGAACUACAACCCUAGUCUGGAAGUUUGGAUUGCCAUAGGCGGCUGGAGUAUGAACGACCCUGAUCAGCCCACAAAGCGAACCUUUUCCGAGUUGGCAGCAUCCACGGACCAUCAAGAUGUAUUUUUCGAGUCCCUCCUGUCCUUCAUGGACAAGUAUGGCUUCGACGGUGUGGACAUUGACUGGGAGUACCCUGUAGCAGAGGAGCGCUCCGGUGCCCCUGAAGACUUUGAGAAUUUCGUCUCAUUUCUCAAGAACCUCAAAGCUGUGCUGGGAAACCGGGGACUUACCAUCACCCUUCCGGCUUCCUUCUGGUAUUUGCAGCACUUUGACAUCAAGAAUAUGGAGCCCAUCCUCGACUGGUUCAACAUCAUGAGCUACGACCUGCACGGCACCUGGGAUGGCACAAACCCCUACCUGGGGCCGUACAUCAACUCGCACACUAAUCUGACCGAGAUUGACCUCGCACUGGAGCUCCUCUGGCGUAACGACAUUGACCCUAAGAAGGUCGUGAUGGGAAUGGGCUUCUACGGCCGCAGCUUCACCUUGUCGGACCCGGCAUGCAACACCCCGGGCUGUGGAUUCUCGGCUGGGGGCAAUCCCGGCAAGUGCUCGGCGUCAGCGGGAAGUUUGAUGUUCUCUGAGAUUCAGGACAUCAUCGACGCGGGUGGCGCCGAGGUGGUCCAUGAUGAGAAAGCAGGCGUGCAGAUGGUAACCUGGGACACGAACCAGUGGGUCUCAUACGACGACGAUGAGACCCUCAAAGCCAAGAUGGAUUACGCCAACGAGCUCUGCCUGGGCGGGGUGAUGGUCUGGGCCGCCUCAACGGACGACCACAAAGGCACCGCCAUCCGGGCCCUGGCCAAGGCAGCAGGGCGCACCGACCUGACAGUCCCCGUGCUCGCCGCACACGCGAACAACGACCCCAGCCAGUGCGUCUGGGGUGAGUGCGGUGCCGACUGUCCCUCGGGCCUAAUCCCCGUCGAAGAAUCUUCGAGCAAUAAGAACCCAUUAGGAAUCGAGCUAGGCUGUAACCAGGGAACACGCUACUUCUGCUGCCCCUCCAAGAGCCCGCCAACCUGCAAAUGGAAAGGCAGUCCCAAGUUCUGUGGUCUGUUGGCCAAGAACCGCUGCAACGACGAGGAGAUUGAGGUCUCGGCCAGCACCGACGGCUGCUGGACGGGCCACAAGUCGCUCUGCUGUACUAAGACUGAGUCAACAGACGUCCUCGACGCCUGCAAGUGGUUUGGCGCCGCGCCUAUCUGCGCCGCCGGUGCCUUUUUUGGGUCUGCCUUGGGACCGCUAGGUGGCGCCCUUUCUUUUGAGUCCUACGGCUGCGGCGACGAUGAUCGUCUUCCCAACGAGCUCACCAAGGCUAAGCAGGGCCAAGGGGGACAGCAAAGUUGCAGCUAUAACGGCGGGUUCAAGAGCUUCUGCUGCGAGAAUCCAACGCCCUGGAAGGACUGCAAAUGGCGCGCCGGAAACACGGCCUGGGUACAGUGGGAGAACCUCCUCUUUGGGCCUCUGGGGUCCCUCUUCUUCGACUUCUCGACGGACUGUAAGACAGGCUGCGAGCCUGGCGAGACAACAGUUGCCACGGACGGUUGGGGUUGUCGCUCCGGUACCUACUCGUACUUUUGCUGCGCGGAUCCAAACCAGCCUGCGUCUCCUGAGCUGCCAGAUAUCAACCUCUGCUACGGCCCUAACCAUCUCGACAGUCUGGAGAGCGAGCUAGAGGAAGAGUCCAACCUGCCAAAUGUCUAUGACGAGGAAGACGAGUUCGACUACUCCUGCGGAACGGAUGACUUAACCGCGCUCCUCAGAGAGAGGAGAGACAUACCCGUGUCCAACUCAUCCCAGUCACAGCUAGUAGCUGGUUUGGAAACGUCUUUCCUUCUUGCAGAGCGCGACCUUUUCCCGCGCGGCGCACGCGAAAGGGUCGCAAUGGCUCUCUGUGGCCCAAACGGCCAAAGAUCAAGUAUCUGGGUGCAGCAAUAUCCUGGCGCAUCUAGCAUACUCCUCACAACCGGCCGAGCCUGGACGGUCGCUAAACAAGGUCUCUGUGCCGCGGCGGGCAUAACCGGUCUCAGCACGCUCGCCAGUGGCACGGACUGGGUGACUGAGCACGUCCUGGAGAAGCAGGAGUUUCGCAACGCGCUUGAGUACAUGGCCUCUGGUGAGACACCCAGUCACACUCCAUUAACCGAGGGGGCCGUCCCUUUUGCUCAGGUGUUUGGGCCGAACGGCAUCUUCCAACACAACUGGCCGACCACAACGUACACGAGUCUGUCCUUCACGCAUAACUGGGCAGGGAAUAUCAAUGAUUAUUUCACGGGGCUUCUGGGUCGCACUAGCGAUUCAGGCCUGUCAAAUAGAUUCAUCGACAACCUCCAGGUCUGCGACCGUGACUUCAACGUGUACAAAGAAUACAUGGUCAAGGGGUGGGACUUCAUUUCGCGAAACAUGUGGGACAACUAUAACCCACAGGAGCGUAUAGGGAUUCUCCUUGAUGUAGUAGACAUGCACAACUACCGCCGCGAAGACGAUGUGGUGAAGGCGUUUCAUUCGACGUUCGAUAACAUCGCGAAGCUGUUUGGCGACCUGACGACAUACGCGGCGACACAGGGUGUGAAUUAUGACUUCGAGAAAUCCUGGAGGGAGAUCAUGCCGGCUUAUCUAAACUGGCAGGUAGAUAAGGUGCGCCAGACCUUCGAGACGUAUGUGGACGAGGAGAUUCUGUUUUGGGCGGGCAGCGUGGCACAGAACACCUACGCGCCCACAGUGAUCACUAGCAUGGACACGUUGUUGCGAAGUCUGAAAACAGAUAUCAAUACGAAUCUGGCGUUGAAGGUGGCGCAGAUGACUGCCUAG